GACGCUGAACUGGCAGAGGAAACCCGACGGCAUGCCGAGCGAGCAUCUUCUUCCAAUGCUAUUCCUCUUGGUGGAUUCGCCGGAGAGGCCGCAUCCCAUUCGGCGAGACGCCUCACUUCCCCGAACGAUGGGAGAUCAAACAACUCAUUGCAUCCGGGGCGAUUGACGCUUCCGAAUACCCGAAUAUCGACGAUGACUUUAACUCGCCAAUGGCGAAAGCUGAAGUAGAAGAAGAACUUGACGUUGAAGUUCGUGAGGAGGAACCGCCUUUCCUUCGAGGACAGACGAAGCAGACUUUGGACAUGAGUCCUGUGAAAAUUAUUAAAGCACCGGAUGGUUCAUUGAAUCGUGCUGCCUUGGCCGGAGCUUCAUUUGCGAAAGAGCGCAAGGAAUUGCGGCAACAAGAAGCCAACGAAUUGGCGGAUUCGGAGGCUCGGGACUUCAACGCACCGUGGCUGGAUCCGAUGGCCAAUAAUCAGGACAAGAUUUUCGCCCAGGAUUUGCGUGGUCACCUCAUGGGUCAGAAGGCGAGCGAAGUUCCGCAAUGGAAGCAAGAAACAUUCAACAAGGCAACAACUUUCGGAAAAAUUACUUCGUUGCCCAUCGCUGAACAGCGAAAAAGCUUGCCGAUAUACAAGCUUCGUGAACCCCUUCUGGAGGCUAUACAUGAUCAUCAAGUCCUGAUUGUCGUUGGUGAUACUGGAUCAGGGAAAACCACUCAAAUGACCCAGUAUCUCGCUGAAGCAGGUUACGCUGACCACAAAAAAAUCGGAUGCACGCAGCCUCGUCGUGUUGCCGCAAUGUCCGUGGCAAAACGUGUAGCUGAGGAAGUUGGAUGCCGAUUGGGGCAGGAGGUCGGUUAUACGAUUCGGUUCGAGGAUUGCACAGGUCCGGAGACGAAAAUAAAAUAUAUGACGGAUGGCAUGCUUCAGCGCGAGUGUCUCAUUGAUCCAGACGUGAGCGCCUAUUCGGUCAUCAUGCUUGACGAGGCGCACGAACGUACGAUUGCUACCGAUGUCCUCUUUGGCCUCCUCAAAAGUAUGUUGUUCCGGCUCCUUUUGAGCUCAUCUGCAACGCUAACUGCUUCUUUAGAGGCUUUGAAGCGGCGUCCUGACUUGAAGGUUAUUGUGACAUCCGCAACCCUUGAUGCCGAAAAGUUCUCGAGGUACUUUUUCGGGUGCAGUAUCUUCACCAUCCCUGGUCGGACGUAUCCUGUGGAGAUUCUCUACACGAAAGAGCCAGAAUCUGAUUAUUUGGACGCCUCUCUCAUCACCAUCAUGCAAAUUCACCUGUCCGAGCCUCCAGGUGACAUCUUACUCUUUCUUACUGGACAGGAGGAAAUCGACACUGCUUGUGAAAUACUGUUUGAGCGAAUGAAGACUUUAGGUCCUCAAGUCCCUCAGCUCAUUAUUCUCCCCGUCUAUUCUGCUCUUCCCUCCGAAAUGCAAUCGAAGAUUUUUGAUCCUGCGCCUCCGGGGGCACGGAAGGUAGUCAUUGCAACUAAUAUUGCUGAGACAAGCAUCACGAUCGACGGCAUUUAUUAUGUCAUUGAUCCAGGUUUUGUCAAGCAAAACGCCUACGAUCCCAAGCUAGGCAUGGACUCCUUGGUUGUGACGCCCAUUUCUCAAGCCCAGGCUCGUCAACGUGCUGGUCGAGCUGGUCGCACUGGUCCUGGAAAGUGUUAUCGACUGUACACAGAAGCGGCAUAUCGCAACGAAAUGCUCCCCAGCCCUGUUCCAGAUAUUCAGCGACAGAAUUUGGCCCACACUAUCCUCAUGUUGAAGGCAAUGGGGAUCAACGAUUUGUUAAACUUCGAUUUCAUGGACCCACCACCCGCGCAAACGAUGUUGACUGCAUUAGAGCAGCUAUAUGCGCUGUCAGCGCUUGAUGAUGAGGGAUUAUUGACGCGCUUGGGGCGCAAGAUGGCGGAUUUUCCGAUGGAGCCGCCACAGGCCAAGAUGCUCAUUGCAUCGGUUGACCUGGGCUGUUCCGAGGAAAUCUUAAGCAUCGUUGCAAUGCUAUCGGUGCAGAAUGUGUUUUACCGGCCAAAAGAGAAACAAGCUCAAGCUGACUCAAAAAAGGCCAAGUUCCAUCAACCGGAAGGAGAUCAUCUCACAUUACUAACAGUCUACAAUGGCUGGGCUGCAAGCAAAUUCUCUAACCCUUGGUGCUACGAGAAUUUCAUUCAGGCCAGAAGCAUGAGACGCGCACAAGAUGUGAGGAAGCAGCUCCUUGGUAUCAUGGAUCGAUACAAACACGACAUCAUUUCAUGUGGGAGAGAUUACAAUCGCGCACGCCGUGCCAUCUGCUCUGGAUUUUUUCGCAACGCUGCCAAAAAAGAUCCACAGGAAGGCUACAAAACUCUUGUGGAGGAAUGGGUUAUCUAUCAUGAAUUGGUCCUCACGACGCGGGAGUACUGUCACAACGUGACUGCCAUGGAACCCAAGUGGCUCGUGGAGGUUGCACCUCAGUUCUUCAAAAUUGCGGAUGCCAAUAAAAUCAGUAAGCGGAAGAAACAAGAGAAGAUCGAGCCUCUGUACAACAAAUACGAAAAGCCAGACGAAUGGCGUCUAUCUAAAAUCAAGCGUAGUGCCCGCUCGAGUCAAACAUUUGGCUAGAUCUGACAAAACUUACGCACUCACAGUUGUCGUGUGAAGGAUUGAUCUCUAGGAUAAUGAUUAAUGUCAUACGGACAACAUGUCGUAAUUAAUCCACAUUAAUUGUACAACUUUACUGGUUACAUACCUGAUACCUAUGUAUUAAUAACACUGCCUGAUCAGUUCACGGGUCUCGGCGAGUCCACCUCGACUU
Messenger RNA from Cantharellus anzutake, 2811 nucleotides. RefSeq names its product P-loop containing nucleoside triphosphate hydrolase protein. The record is from RefSeq and is a predicted model, not a curated record. Bases 210 to 2618 code for a protein of 802 amino acids. Gene Ontology annotation, biological process: spliceosomal complex disassembly. The transcript is spliced from 7 exons. Gene Ontology annotation, cellular component: intracellular anatomical structure; catalytic step 2 spliceosome. NCBI's taxonomy places the organism in Eukaryota, Fungi, Basidiomycota, Agaricomycetes, Cantharellales, Hydnaceae. Gene Ontology annotation, molecular function: ATP binding; RNA binding.